This is a messenger RNA of Drosophila ficusphila, 7325 nucleotides long. It is a transcript of the gene grh, whose product is annotated as protein grainyhead. Gene Ontology annotation, biological process: regulation of transcription by RNA polymerase II. Gene Ontology annotation, cellular component: nucleus. The record is from RefSeq and is a predicted model, not a curated record. Gene Ontology annotation, molecular function: RNA polymerase II cis-regulatory region sequence-specific DNA binding; DNA-binding transcription activator activity, RNA polymerase II-specific. Lineage: Eukaryota; Metazoa; Arthropoda; Insecta; Diptera; Drosophilidae.
ACAAUCUCCAAUUGACUCUUUGGGCAUUAUAGCCGAGAGCCGAGAUCCAGCGACAGCGACGACAAGUUUUCCGCGCACACGGAAAGUCAGCAAGUUAAUACCGAUAUCGAUAUCGAAUAAAUAUAUGUACAAAUCUGACUUAUCGGUUUUAGCCAAUUUCUCCCUGUGAAUAAGUGCGUGUGUGUCGAUCGUAGCGAAAAACCAAAAAAAUUAUACACCAAACAAACAGCAAAAAGUCGCGCUUAAACUUUUUCGAAAUUAAAUAAAACACACACACGAAUUUCAGCCACGAAGAGGAAGAGAAGGCUAAGAAAGCGAAAAAACCUCGUGUGUGUGAGUGAGUAUCUGUGCCUGUGUGUGAGUGGCUCUCGGAGAGCGUGUGCUUUGCGUGAUCGUGUGUAUGUGUGUGUGCGAGCUGGAAUGAGACGCCAUCAAAGCUGAGCAGCGAAUAAUAAAAUGCAAAAUAAAAAUAGUGAUUAAUAACAGCAGCCAGAACCAGCAGCAACAACAAAUGGCAGUGCGGAAAAGCGCGUGAAAAAAUAGUGAAAAUACUCAAAGAGAUAAAAACAAAGUACAAGCGUGGCUCGAAAACGCAAAUGCCAGACGAAACGCCCCCGAAACGACCCGCCCUCUGUCCCCCAACUUUGCGCCUCUCAGUGUUCAGCAGCAACAGCAACAUUAGCAACUAUAACAAAAUCAACAUCAGCCUGAACAGCAGCGAAAUGAUCAGCAGCCAGAGCAAUAUGUUUAGGCCAAUGCCUGACAAAUGUUAGGCCAAAAUGCACAAUCCGCCAGCAACAAAGACAGCAGCAACAAAAACAAUCGAACGGAACAAAAACAACAACAACAGCUCCACAUACCACAAAGAGUGGCACAUUAGAAGCGGCCGAAAGCAGCCAGCCAAGAGCAUUGUGUAAGCCAAAGGCCCAGAGAGCCAGGCCAAAAGCCCCCAGACGCAAAGAGUGGCGAAAGGUGGUGCACCCACCAGCAAAACAGCACAACAGCAAAACAGCACAACAGCAAAACAGCAACACAAGCAGCAACAACAACAACAACAACAGCAGCAGCAGCAGCAGGCAGCCAGCAACAAUUCAGUUCCAGCUCCAGACUCCCAGGUUACAGACUCCCCAGAGUCAAGAUCCAGCUCCAGUUCCAGCGAUUCACCAUUGCAGCGUGCUCGAGUGCCAUAGAUCCUCACCAAGUGCCAAAAUCCGCAUCCUGAUCCCGAGAGCUCAAGGCACCCGCCGAUCGCCACCGAAAAGGACAGCGGCCCGAAAACUGAGCUGAGAACGAAUCGAGGAAGUUCCUUAGUGCCAUAGAAUGCAGUAAUUGAAGCAACGACAAAACCAACAACACCAACAACAACAUUAAAACCAACACCAACGAAACCGAAACUACGGCGGAGAACGAAGAACGAAGAACGGAGAACAAAGAAGAAAGAACAAAGAAGAAAGAACGAGCUGCCGGAACUCGAAGAGAAGAGAAUUAGAACCACCACCACCAAGUGCCUUCCAUCAAUCCGUUGAUGAUACGUGAUAUUUAUUAUGUUUAUACUUGCCAGCAGUGAUAGCCAACUCUCGAGGGGAUCGCGGCACCGAUGAUCAGACCACGACGACCAGGUCCUAGUGCAAUCCGGAAUCCAGUUCAAAUUAGUUCAGUAAGCGGAAGCCACAGCGUAUAAUGUCCACAUCCACCGCCACGACGAGCGUGAUCACGUCCAACGAGCUCUCGCUGUCCGGCCACGCCCACGGCCACGGUCACACCCACGCCCACCAGCUCCACGCCCACCAGCACGCCCACAGUCGCCUCGGCGGAGUAGGAGUCGGAGUGGGGAUCCUAAGUGACGCCUCCCUCUCACCCAUUCAGCAGGGAAGCGGCGGCGGCGGAGGAGGAGGAGGAGCAGGGGGAAACGGAAACGGAGGAGGCAACAACAACACCUCGCCACUGGCGCCCAACGGAGUGCCCCUCCUGACCACCAUGCACCGCUCGCCGGACUCACCGCAGCCGGAGCUGGCCACCAUGACGAACGUGAACGUGCUGGACCUGCACACGGACAACUCCAAGCUGUACGACAAGGAGGCGGUGUUCAUCUACGAGACGCCCAAGGUGGUGAUGCCACCGGACGGGGGCAGCAACUCGGACGAAGGCCAUGCCAUCGAUGCGCGGAUCGCGGCCCAAAUGGGCAACCAAGCGGGCCAACAGCAGCAGCAGCAGCAGCAGCAGACGGAGCACCAGCCGCUGGCGAAGAUCGAGUUCGACGAGAACCAGAUCAUCCGGGUGGUGGGCCCCAAUGGGGAGCAGCAGCAAAUCAUCUCGCGGGAGAUCAUCAACGGGGAGCACCACAUCCUCUCGAGGAACGAGGCCGGCGAGCACAUCCUCACGCGGAUCGUCAGCGAUCCCUCCAAGCUGAUGCCCAACGACAAUGCGGUGGCCACGGCCAUGUACAACCAGGCCCAGAAGAUGAACAACGACCACGGGCAGGCCGUCUACCAGACCUCCCCCCUCCCCCUGGACGCCUCCGUGCUGCACUACAGCGGCGCCAACGACGGGAACGUGAUCAAGACGGAGGCGGACAUCUACGAGGACCACAAGAAGCACGCCGCUGCCGCAGCAGCAGCCGCCGCGGGCGGUGGCUCCAUCAUCUACACCACCUCCGAUCCGAACGGCGUGAACGUGAACGUCAAGCAGCUGCCCCACCUGACGGUGCCCCAGAAGCUGGAUCCGGAUCUCUACCAGGCGGACAAGCACAUCGACCUGAUCUACAACGACGGCAGCAAGACGGUCAUCUACUCCACCACCGACCAGAAGGGCCUCGAGAUCUACUCCGGCAGCGACAUCGGCAGCCUCGUCUCCGACGGCCAAGUGGUCGUCCAGGCGGGACUCCCCUAUGCCACCACCACCGGCGCCGGCGGACAGCCCGUCUACAUCGUGGCCGACGGAGCCCUGCCAGCGGGAGUCGAGGAGCAUCUGCAGAGCAGUGGAAAGCUCAAUGGCCAGACCACACCUAUCGACGUCUCCGGCCUAUCGCAAAAUGAGAUUCAAGGCUUUCUGCUCGGAUCACACCCCUCGUCGUCGGCGACGGUCAGCACAACCGGCGUUGUCUCCACGACAACGAUCUCGCAUCACCAGCAGCAGCAACAGCAGCAGCAGCAACAGCAGCAGCAGCAGCAACACCAGCAGCAACAUCCCGGCGAUAUCGUUAGUGCCGCUGGCGUGGGGAGCGCGGGAUCGAUUGUCUCCUCGGCGGUGCAACAACAGCAGCAGCAGCAGCAGCAGCUAAUUAGCAUCAAACGAGAGCCCGAAGACCUGCGCAAGGAUCCCAAGAAUGGCAACAUCGCCGGUGCAACAACGGCCAACGGACCGGGCUCGGUCAUAACGCAGAAGGCAAGUGAAGCUGAAAGGCCCAGCAGCCGCACUCAAUCGGAGCCAGAAUCUGGAUCAGGAUCACCACUGCGAUCGGGAUCAGGAUCGGAGGAAGAGGAAGAGGUAUCAGAACCAGAGAGAGGAUUAGGAUCGCCCAGACUCGAGAUGUAUGCAACCACGGGCGGCACACAGAUCUAUCUACAGACCUCACAUCCCAGCACGGCGAGCGGAGCGGGCGGCGGUGCGGGUCCCGCCGGAGCCGCCGGAGGCGGGGGCGUGGCCAUGCAGGCGCAGAGCCCCAGUCCGGGUCCCUAUAUCUCGGCCAACGACUAUGGGAUGUACACGGCCAGCCGCCUGCCCCCCGGCCCCCCGCCCACCAGCACCACCACCUUCAUCGCGGAGCCCUCCUACUACCGCGAGUACUUUGCGCCGGACGGCCAAGGUGGCUACGUCCCGGCCAGCACCGCUCGAUCUUUAUAUGGCGAUGUGGACGUGUCCGUGUCGCAGCCCGGCGGAGUGGUCACCUACGAGGGCCGCUUCGCCGGCAGCGUUCCCCCGCCCGCCACCACCACCGUGCUGACCAGCGUGCACCACCACCAGCAACAGCAGCAGCAACAGCAGCAGCAACAUCACCAGCAGCAGCAGCAACAGCACCACUCGCAGGACGGGAAGAGCAACGGAGGCGCCACGCCCCUCUACGCCAAGGCCAUCACAGCGGCGGGUCUUACGGUGGAUCUGCCCAGUCCGGACUCGGGCAUCGGAACAGAUGCCAUCACGCCGCGGGAUCAGAACAAUAUACAACAGUCCUUCGACUACACGGAGUUGUGUCAGCCGGGCACGCUGAUCGAUGCCAAUGGCACCAUUCCGGUGAGUGUGAACAGCAUCCAGCAGCGGACAGUGGUUCAUGGCAGCCAGAACAGUCCAACCACCUCGCUGGUGGACACGAGCACCAACGGAUCCACGCGAUCGCGGCCCUGGCACGACUUUGGUCGCCAGAACGAUGCCGACAAAAUCCAAAUACCAAAAAUCUUCACAAACGUGGGCUUCCGCUAUCACCUGGAGAGCCCCAUUAGCUCGUCGCAGAGGCGGGAGGACGACCGCAUCACCUACAUCAACAAGGGUCAGUUCUACGGAAUCACGCUGGAGUACGUGCACGAUGCGGAAAAGCCCAUCAAGAACACCACCGUCAAGAGUGUGAUCAUGCUAAUGUUCCGCGAGGAGAAGAGUCCCGAAGACGAGAUCAAGGCCUGGCAAUUCUGGCACAGUCGUCAGCAUUCCGUGAAGCAGAGGAUCUUGGACGCAGAUACAAAGAACUCGGUUGGCCUCGUUGGCUGCAUCGAGGAAGUGUCGCACAAUGCCAUCGCCGUCUACUGGAAUCCGCUGGAGAGCUCCGCCAAGAUCAACAUUGCGGUUCAGUGUUUGAGCACGGAUUUCAGCAGUCAAAAGGGAGUCAAGGGCCUGCCGCUGCACGUACAAAUCGACACAUUCGAGGACCCCAGAGAUGCGGCGGUCUUCCACCGCGGCUACUGUCAGAUAAAGGUCUUCUGCGAUAAGGGAGCGGAGCGAAAGACGCGCGACGAGGAGCGGCGGGCAGCCAAGCGAAAGAUGACCGCCACGGGCAGAAAGAAGCUGGACGAGCUGUACCAUCCGGUGACGGAUCGGUCCGAGUUCUACGGCAUGCAGGACUUCGCCAAGCCGCCGGUGCUGUUCUCGCCCGCCGAGGACAUGGAGAAGAGCUUCUACGGCCACGAGACUGACUCGCCGGACCUGAAGGGAGCCUCCCCGUUCCUGCUCCACGGCCAGAAGGUGGCCACGCCGACGCUCAAGUUCCACAACCACUUUCCGCCCGACAUGCAGACCGAUAAGAAGGACCACAUACUGGACCAGAACAUGCUGAGCAGCACACCCCUGACCGACUUUGGUCCGCCGAUGAAGCGCGGCAGGAUGACCCCGCCCACUUCGGAGCGCGUGAUGUUGUACGUGCGGCAGGAGAACGAGGAGGUCUACACGCCCCUUCACGUAGUGCCGCCCACCACGAUCGGCCUGCUGAAUGCGAUUGAAAACAAAUACAAAAUCUCAACAACGAGCAUAAAUAACAUUUAUCGCACAAACAAGAAGGGGAUUACUGCGAAAAUUGACGAUGACAUGAUAUCGUUCUACUGCAACGAGGACAUCUUCCUGCUGGAGGUGCAACAGAUCGAGGACGACCUGUACGAUGUGACGCUAACGGAGCUGCCGAACCAGUAGCACUGGCAACACGGGUAGCUCCCCAUUCCCACACUCAAAAUACACAAAACACGGACACAACAAGUUGUUUCAAUAAGCCAUUUUCAAUAGAGCCUAAGUCUAAUAUCGUAGUUGUAAUUGUAAUGGGACCCCAAAAUCAAGUCGGGCGAUUCGAACACACACAAACCCGAGUUGAGUUGCUGCGGAAGUAAAUGCUAACCACAAUACUUAUGUAAAAUGAUAUGUACUUUAAAUUCGGAUUAGUUACUUAGCAACAAUGAGAUUAUCGAAAAUUGCUUGAUCAAAUUUUACAUUCUCGCUAUGUCUAUAGGCCCUAAUCGUAAGCCCUAAUCCUAAUCCUUAACGUAAUCGUAAUCGUAACCGUAAUCGUACCGUGUAUUUAUGCCCAUAUAUCGCUUCGUGAACGAGUAUAUAUGUGCGGAGUGCAACAGUGUCUGUCCAGUAGGAAUAAGUCUCGUCUCCGCUCCCCUGCUAAUGCUAAGACCUUAGGUCCAGGGCUAGUAAGAGUUACAGAAUCUAUCUUUUAGGUGUAUCUAACGGAAGCAUUAGCUCUACACGACAUCUAGACGUAGCCUAUCUAUUGUAAUCAUUUUGUAUGUUCGGCUUAAGCGUUUUACUUGUUGAAUAUAAAUUCUAAAAUUAUUUUUGAAAAACCCACACAAAACACAAAUCGUUUGUUCUAUAUUUCUGUUUCAAAACUAACUCGUUACCCUUCCCCAAACACACACACACACACACCCACACAACCCUAUCUGUUAUGUAUAAUUAGGAUCUCUGUACACAAAAAAAUGAAAGGAAAACCUUGACGAACGAGAAAAUUGGUAGAAACCCUCUCGAAGUAAUUAAUCCUUACAUCUAGAUAUACACCUAGAGAUAAGAACACUCUGCAAUAAAACAUGUUGAUAAAAAUCUUAAUUAAGUCCAAGCUAAGGCAAAAACAAAAUCGAAAAAAAAAGACAACUUUAAAAACAUUUGUGUGCAUUUGUUGAAAAACAAAAAAAUAUCUAAAGAACAAUAAUCAGCCGAGAAAGUUGAUUCAAAACUAAACAAUUAUUAAAUCAAGAAUCGAUAAUCAACUGUAGCACCAGAAAAGAUCGCAACAUUCGUAUGAAUAUAGACACAGAUAUAUAUGAUAUAGGGAUAACCAUCGCAUAGCUCGAAUGCGUUUACAAUCUUUGUUUGCCAUAAUUAACAGUUUAAUUUAAUUAACGAAAUGUUUUGUGUACAAUGUUAUUUGAAUUCAAGCAGAAGCUUCUCCGCGAGUUUUGCUUGAAACUACGAAUACUCCGCAUCGAUUGCUACAAUUUUGAACAGUACGAGUUCAAUGCUCAAUAUUAUUAUUAAUUGUUUAUUAAUUGUAAUCCCCCUUAACUUCUACCCCCUCGCCCCUUAAUAAUGCUCUUCUUGUCCUUCGCCUUUUGUCCCUUAACGCUUUUGCGAGGGGGAAAACCAUUUUCCAUUUGACAUUUCCGGUGUUGUACAUCACAAUUUGUUUUUAAUUUUAGCCCUAGUUCUAAAUGUACUAUUCAGAUUACACAAUAUUAUGAUAUGAAUUGAGAAGAGAUAAGAUAUCAGAGGAUAUGGAAUGAUGAUGAUGAAUCGAAAAUCUUGCCGGCAUGUUAUAAUUCUUUACGUUUAGUUAUCGUAACCCUUAAGUUCUACGCUCUUUCUAUAUAUUGUAUACACAAAACAUACACAUAUAUUUUAAAAGCCAA